Molecule: messenger RNA, 1110 nt
Organism: Zasmidium cellare ATCC 36951
Lineage: Eukaryota; Fungi; Ascomycota; Dothideomycetes; Mycosphaerellales; Mycosphaerellaceae
Exons: 3
Coding region: 1-1110 (369 amino acids)
Source: RefSeq, a predicted model, not a curated record
AUGCCUGACGAGACGAGGUUUACGUUCAUCGAUUGGAACGACAAGAACACAACCGAUAGCGUCCAAUCAGCACGCUUCAAGAUCAAGUCCCAGGCAGCCUUCCACUCCCACCAAGCCGCCAAACUCCGAAGAGAGCAGGAAGAGCUGUGCAUCGAAGUGACGGUCUCAUGGCCCCCUGGAUCGCGAAGACGAACGCCCGGCCAGGGAAGAGGCAAAGCUGCCAGGCCUGGUAGAGGAGGCAGUAAGUCUGCCAGUCGAGUGAAGGACAGCAGAAGACAGGAAGCCGAAGCGGAAUAUAUGCCUCUGAGACCAUCCCUACAUCGGAUGUACGCCAGACCUCCGAAUGUCCCAUUCAUUCCUUGGAUAGAUGCUAUUUUGCGGCAUAGCUUCAACAUCGCAUACCGUGAAUUCUGGCACAAGACCGGCCUUACCGGUAGACUGGGCUUCGAAAUUGAUUGCUUCAUAGACUGGAUGCGAUUCGAGGCCAUGCAAGACCCAACAAUGUUCUACCUGUUCACGUCAACCGCCGUCUUCUUUGCUCUGCCGGUAGGCCGCCGCAACCGAUUCCACGUCACCUGGCUGCGGACGCAAGCGAUUCGAGAACUCAACAUCGCCCUGUCCGACCCCAAGCGCAUGCUCAGCAGCAUGACCAUCAUGAGCGUGCUGACGAUGACGGCGUACGAGGCCGUUGUGGACGCUGAAACAACCAAGAGGAUCCACGCCCCGGCGCUCAGACGGAUGGUGGCGUUGAAAGGCGGCGAGGAGAAGAUGGGGUUGGAACUUCCAGGCUUCGUGAUGGUGCAUGCGAGGUGGCGAUGUCAGGCUAUAACGACGUUUCUGGGAUUGGAUCCGAUUCUGACGCCGUGGGAGGAUAUAGCUUCGAGUGACGGCCUUCCGCCUUUGAAGAAUGGGCUGCCGCGGAUGAUUUAUGAGCGGAUGAAAAGUAAGGAGGAGGCGGAGACGGGAAAGGACGAGGACCUGACACGUCUUGGAGAUGCCGAAGAAGAAUGGCAAGAUGAAGUCUGUAUCGUGGAUGAAUAUGGUUAUCCUGCAGACUCGACUUUAGAUCCUGGCUUGAGCUCUGGCGGGAGAGACGAUACUGGAGGCUGA